This is a messenger RNA of Camellia sinensis, 1183 nucleotides long. RefSeq lists its product as uncharacterized. Gene Ontology annotation, molecular function: zinc ion binding. NCBI's taxonomy places the organism in Eukaryota, Viridiplantae, Streptophyta, Magnoliopsida, Ericales, Theaceae. The record is from RefSeq and is a predicted model, not a curated record.
GAGCAUUCACUUUAGAAGGCUGGGGAUUUAAGCCGAGUCAAGUGAGUCCAAACGCUCGAGAAAGAAAACAAACCCUGUUGAUUUUCCAAGCUGAGAAAAUGGUGAAUCUCAUGUUGAUGAUCACCGCAGAGCUCGAGAAUCUGACCAAUCUCCAGCCUCAAGGUGGUUGUGACGAUCCCAACUUCACCUACUACUUCAAGAUGAGAUGUGGGAAUUGCGGAGAGGUGACUCAGAAAGAGACAUGUGUCAGUUUGAAUGAAACAGUUUCUCUCCACCAGGGCAAGAAUACCACUAAUCUUGUUCAGAAGUGUAAGUUUUGUGGAAGGGACGGAACUGUGACAAUGAUCACUGGCCGAGGCCGUCCACUGACCCAAGAAAUGAGUCAAUCAGGGAAACAUACCCCGCUGAUGUUAUUUGACUGUAGGGGUUACGAACCUGUGGAGUUUUUGUUUGGCAGUGGUUGGAAAGUCGAAUCUCUCGAAGGUACUAAAUUUGAUGAUGUGGAUUUGUCGGAAGGCGAGUUUGCUGAAUAUGAUGAGAAAGGACAGUGCCCGGUUAUGAUAUCUAACCUCCGUGCUGUUUUCAAUGUGGUGAAGUAGGUGUUGCUAUUGUCGGCGCAUUUCCCACUGGUUUAUAGAAGAAAUGGAUAUAGACUAACUGCUUUCCUUUAGACACUGUAAAUAAGUAUGACAUCAUAUGUUGCAGGCAGUUAAUUGUCUGUGGUCUGGUGUACGUUUCAACUGGAAGUAAGUCUUGUGGAGAGACUAAUCAAAUGCUUUCUAUGCAUCAUGAUUCAUGGUUGUUAGGAAUUUGUGAUUUGUAAUAUUCACAUGAGUCAUUACUGGACACAGUUUUUUGAUGCAGAUAGGUGCACAAGUUGGGGCACAUUGUUAGAUUAUAGUGAAUGUCUGACGCUUGUGCAUGUUGGAAAAAGGUUUAUAAUUGUUGCCCUUGCAGUAAGGGCAAAUAUGGAAUUUCAUACAUUUUUGGAAAGAGUGAGUGAGCUUGUAGCCACACUGAACUAGUUUCUCUCUACACCCAAUACAUGGAUCGUGCACUUUGUACUUCAAGAAAUACUUGUACCAGAGAAUGUGGGUCUAGAGAAAAAUAUGUUGGGUGUUAGAAGUUCUCCCAUGAAGGCCACUUUUGUUGUAGUAAAAAUAAUGUGCAUUCUAGUUGCCUA